AUGUUUGAAAGCCUGUUCAGCAUUCUCAAGGCCUCCAACCAAGGGGCAACAGCGCAACAGCACCAUGUCAAUGGCAUGAUCACGCAGAAAUUUUCCAGCCCAGGUUCCCCUGUGACAAACGGAGUCGUCGAUCAGCAGCCCAUUCCCCCCGACCAGAUGCAACAGGUGCAACUACGUGGUGGUGGUGAUGGAGCAGACGUCUGCUGCGGGGUGUAA
This is a messenger RNA of Penicillium canescens, 216 nucleotides long. RefSeq lists its product as uncharacterized. The coding region runs from base 1 to 216 and encodes 71 amino acids. The transcript has 2 exons. NCBI's taxonomy places the organism in Eukaryota, Fungi, Ascomycota, Eurotiomycetes, Eurotiales, Aspergillaceae. The record is from RefSeq and is a predicted model, not a curated record.